UAGUUAUUAAACCAGGCAAGAAAUGUAUGAACAAAUUCUUAUUUACAAUGAUGGCCUACUCCGGCCAAACCCGGACAACGCUGGGCCAAUUGUGCGCCACCCUAUGGAACUCCCAAUCACAGCUGGAUGUGAUUCAGCCUGGAUUCAAACCAGGGACUGUAGUGACGCCUCUUGCACUAAGAUGCAGUGCCUUAGACCGCUGCGCCACUCGGGAGCCCAAUAAGACAUACCAGACAGAUAACAGGACAGGGCACAUCAGAUUAUUUGUCUAUUCCUGUUUUAAAUGGAAAUACACUGAAAUGUAUAUCCAUAUGUUGUUGUGUUUGUAGUGGUGGCUGUCUGGGAAUUAUUAUGAGCCAGAGGCGGCGGGGUGGUCACCCAAAGGACGAUUCCAUACCGACAGUCAAGACCAUGUGACUUCCUGCUACAAUUCCGCAAUUUUUGCAUACAGUCUUUGUGGUCGUAGGGCAUGCAACUAUACCAUCAGGUUUUAAAGUAUAAUAACUUCUUAGUUACAAGAGAGCUUUUUUCACUGUUGUUGUCAACAGCUGGUACUGUACAUACAGAUAUCAAUAGCAUUGUCAUUAUUACUCAAAGACUUUCAGUAAGUUAAUGAGAAAAUUUGUAAAUAUUAAGACAUUAACAAACUUUCUGAGGAACUGUAGGAACACUAUGAGAGUCUCUCUGAAUCAUGUGAUCAUACUGAAACAAGGAAGCAAUGGCUCCUCUCCUCAGAGUGACUCAGAAAUUAUGGUGACAUCCAUUUCAUUGGAACCUCUGAGGCUUGUGGUCAGACCUGAUCUCUGUGCAGACAGCUCUCCUGUUCUCAUGAGUCAAAUAGUUACACACUAAAUGUACAGUACCAGUCAAAAGUUUGGACACACCGAUUCGUUCAAGGGUUUUUAUUUUUACUAUUUUCUACAUUGUAAAAUUAUAGUGAAUACAUCAAAUCUAUGAAAUUACACAUAUGGAAUCAUGUUAAACAAAUCAAAUAUAUUUUAGAUUUGAGAUUCUUCAAAGUAACCAGCCUUGAUGACAGCUUUGCACACGCUUGGCAUUCUCUCAACCAGCUUCAAAAGGUAGUCACCUGGAAUGCAUUUCCAUUAAUGGGUGUGCAUUGUUAAAAGUUCAUUUGGGGAAUUUAUUUCCUUCUUAAUGUGUUUGAGCCAAUCAGUUGUGUUGUGACAAGGUAGGGGUGGUUUACAGAAGAUAGCCCUAUUUGGUAAAAGACCAAGUCCAUAUUAUGGUAAGAACAGCUCAAAUAAGCAAAGAGAAAUGACAGUCCAUCAUUACUUUAAGACAUGAAGGUCAGUCAAUCCGGAACAUUUAAAGAACUUUGAAAGUUUCUUCAAGUGCAGUCGCAAAAAUCAAAUCAAAUCAAAUCAAAUCAAAUUUUAUUUGUCAGGUCGCUCCUACCAGGUGGCGUGGCGAGAAUCUGUCUCCUCACCACGCGCUCUCACCACUGGUGUCCCCCAGGGCUCUGUUCUAGGCCCUCUCCUAUUCUCGCUAUACACCAAGUCACUUGGCUCUGUCAUAACCUCACAUGGUCUCUCCUAUCAUUGCUAUGCAGACGACACACAAUUAAUCUUCUCCUUUCCCCCUUCUGAUGACCAGGUGGCGAAUCGCAUCUCUGCAUGUCUGGCAGACAUAUCAGUGUGGAUGACGGAUCACCACCUCAAGCUGAACCUCGGCAAGACGGAGCUGCUCUUCCUCCCGGGGAAGGACUGCCCGUUCCAUGAUCUCGCCAUCACGGUUGACAACUCCAUUGUGUCCUCCUCCCAGAGCGCUAAGAACCUUGGCGUGAUCCUGGACAACACCCUGUCGUUCUCAACUAACAUCAAGGCGGUGGCCCGUUCCUGUAGGUUCAUGCUCUACAACAUCCGCAGAGUACGACCCUGCCUCACACAGGAAGCGGCGCAGAUCCUAAUCCAGGCACUUGUCAUCUCCCGUCUGGAUUACUGCAACUCGCUGUUGGCUGGGCUCCCUGCCUGUGCCAUUAAACCCCUACAACUCAUCCAGAACGCCGCAGCCCGUCUGGUGUUCAACCUUCCCAAGUUCUCUCACGUCACCCCGCUCCUCCGCUCUCUCCACUGGCUUCCAGUUGAAGCUUGCAUCCGCUACAAGACCAUGGUGCUUGCCUAUGGAGCUGUGAGAGGAACGGCACCUCAGUACCUCCAGGCUCUGAUCAGGCCCUACACCCAAACAAGGGCACUGCGUUCAUCCACCUCUGGCCUGCUCGCCUCCCUACCACUGAGGAAGUACAGUUCCCGCUCAGCCCAGUCAAAACUGUUCGCUGCUCUGGCCCCCCAAUGGUGGAACAAACUCCCUCACGACGCCAGGACAGCGGAGUCAAUCACCACCUUCCGGAGACACCUGAAACCCCACCUCUUUAAGGAAUACCUAGGAUAGGAUAAAGUAAUCCUUCUCACCCCCCCCCCUUAAAAGAUUUAGAUGCACUAUUGUAAAGUGGCUGUUCCACUGGAUGUCAUAAGGUGAAUGCACCAAUUUGUAAGUCGCUCUGGAUAAGAGCGUCUGCUAAAUGACUUAAAUGUAAAAUGUAAAUGUCACAUACACAGGGUUAGCAGAUGUUAAUGCGAGUGUAGCGAAAUGCUUGUGCUUCUAGUUCCGACAAUGCAGUAAUAACCAACAAGUAAUCUAACUAACAAUUCCAAAACUACUGUCUUAUACACAGUGUAAGGGGAUAAAGAAUAUGUACAUAAGGAUAUAUAAAUGAGUGAUGGUACAGAGCAGCAUAGGCAAGAUACAGUAGAUGGUAUCGAGUACAGUAUAUACAUAUGAGAUGAGUAUGUAAACAAAGUGGCAUAGUUAAAGUGGCUAGUGAUACAUGUAUUACAUAAGGAUGCAGUCGAUGAUAUAGAGUACAGUAUAUACGUAUGCAUAUGAGAUGAAUAAUGUAGGGUAAGUAACAUGAUAUAAGGUAGCAUUGUUUAAAGUGGCUAGUGAUAUAUUUACAUCAUUUCCCAUCAAUUCCCAUUAUUAAAGUGGCUGGAGUUGAGUCAGUGUCACUAAAACCAUCAAGCGCUAUGAUGAAACUAGCUCUCAUGAGGACCCCCACAGGAAAGGAAGACCCAGAGUUACCUCUUCUGCAGAGGAUAAGUUCAUUAGAGUUACCAACCUCAGAAAUUCCAGCCCAAAUAAAUGCUUCACAGAGUUCAAGUAACAGACACAUCUCAACAUCAACUGUUCAGAGGAGACUGUGUGAAUCAGGCCUUCAUUGUCAAAUUGCUGCAAAGAAAUCACUACUAAGAGCCACCAAUAAUAAGAAGAGACUUGCUUGGGCCAAGAAACACGAGCAAUGGAUAUUAGACUGGUGGAAAUCUGUCCUUUGGUCUGAUGAAUCAACAUUUUAGAUUUUUGGUUCCAACUACCAUGUCUUUGUGAGACGCAGAGUAGUUGAAUGGAUGAUCUCUGCAUGUGUGGUUCCCACCUUGAAGCAUGGAGGAGGAGGUGUGAUGGUGUGGGGGUGCUUUGUUGGUGACACUGUCAGUGAUUUAUUUAGAAUUCAAGGCACACUUAACCAGCAUGGCUACCACAGCAUUCUGCAGCAAUACUCCAUCACAUCUGGUUUGCACUUAGUGGGACUAUCAUUUGUUUUUUUUAACAGGACAAUGACCCAACACACUUCCAGGCUGUAUAAGAACUAUUUGGAGUUCUGCAUCAGAUGACCUGGCCUCCACAAUCACCCGACCUCAACACAAUUGAGAUGGUUUGGGAUGAGUUGGACAGCAGAGUGAAGGAAAAGCAGCCAACAAAUGUUCAGCAUAUGUGCGAACUCCUUCAAGACGGUUGGAAAAGCAUUCCAGGUGAAGCUGGUUAAGAGAAUGCCAUGUGCAUAGCCAUCAUCAAGACAAAAGGUGGCUACUUUGAAGAAUCUAAAAUAUAAUUUGAUUUGUUAUUUUUUUGUUACUACAUGAUUCUAUAUGUGUUAUUUCAUAGUUUUGAUGUCUUCACUAUUAUUAUACAAAGUAGAAAAUAGUAAAAAUAAUAAAAAACCCUUGAAUGAGUAGUUGUGUCCAAACUUUUGAACUGGUACUGUAUGUACAGGAAACAACCUUGAAUGCUGAUAUUAAAUGUUAGUGUUUUGAACAUGUAACGAUGCAUUACAGCAUCCCUGCAUUACAGUAACGCAACAUUUUUUAAAACACAAGACAACACUAACUAAUACAUUAAUUGCACUCUAAUGGGGACAAACGGUGCCCACAAAAUGUUGGGGCCUACAUGAAGCUGUCCCAACAGCAGAGCUUUCUUCUCAUCACCAUGGAGUGAAUCCUUACCAGAGGCUGCGAUACGAUUAAUUCAGCCUCAUUUACUGCCUUUAAAAAAAACAGCUGAUAUGGCUGACUUGCUUAAACAAAUGUGGUUUCUACUGACAAUUGAGAUGUACAAACUAUGGCAUAAGGGAACGAUGAGCGGAUAAGAGGCAAUCCGUCAUUUCGAUUAAGACAUUAAUGAGCGAGCUAAGAUGGACGUAGUCAAUAUAACUCUUUGCUUAGCACUUUUGAAAUGUACAGAGACAGAAUUCAGAACAUUGGCCGUUCUUACAGUAUUCUCCCUGUACACCAAGUUAGAACCGAAGGAUAAAUAAAGGGGCAUAUGAGUAGACAAUGAAAGCUCUUACAAUAUUCAGUGAUGACAUUUCUUAAAAACAGCCUAUAGGUGCACCACCAAGUCAGAACAGGUGGCUAAGUUAUGAGGGGAAAGGGACCAAAUUAUUAGGGUGAGGUACAUGGUCUACUAAUAGCUUACUACAAAACAUAUACGUUGUAUUACUUUCUUAGCUACAGUAUACAGUGGCGAUUUUAGCAUGUAAAUCUUGGUGGGGCAAAAAAUAAAUAAUUGUGGGCUGCAUGCCAGCAAAGCCACUCCACAACACAACACUAAACAAUAUAUUAUUUUCACGACAACGGUGACAAACCGUGCCAACAAACUGGCCUACAUAAAGCUGUCCCGGCAGCAGAGUCCCAACAGCAGUCCCAACACCUUACCAUUGCUACAUCAGCUGAGCCUUGUCUGGCAGAGAAACAGUUCAUUCAGCCCAAUUUACUGCCUUUUAAAAACCAUAGCUAAUAUGGCUAACUUGCUUAAACAAAUGUGGUUUCUUCUGACAAUUGAGAUGUACAAACUAUGGCAUAAGAGGCAAUCCAUAAUUUUGAUUAAGACAUUAAUGAGCAAGCGAGGACAGAUGUAGUCUCCUGACCCCUCCUGUCUCAGCCUCCAGUAUUUAUGCUGCAGUAGUUUAUGUGUCGGGGGGCUAGGGUCAGUUUGUUAUAUCUGGAGUACUUCUCCUGUCCUAUUCGGUGUCCUGUGUGAAUUUAAGUGUGCUCUCUCUAAUUCUCUCUUUCUCUCUUUCUUUCUCUCUCUCGGAGGACCUGAGCCCUAGGACCAUGCCUCAGGACUGACUACCUGACAUGAUGACUCCUUGCUGUCCCCAGUCCACCUGGCCGUGCUGCUGCUCCAGUUUCAACUGUUCAGCCUUAUUAUUAUUGGACCAUGCUGACAGAAACUAAAACAACAAGAAGCUCCCACGCUGAGGUCUGUCCAACGCUGGUCCGACCAAUCUGAUUCCACACUCCAAGACUGUUUCCAUCACGUGGACUGGGAUAUGUUUCGUAUUGCGUCAGA
Oncorhynchus keta (chum salmon) is the source of this 5643-nucleotide messenger RNA. RefSeq lists its product as uncharacterized. The transcript has 2 exons. The record is from RefSeq and is a predicted model, not a curated record. The coding region runs from base 1660 to 2409 and encodes 249 amino acids. Lineage: Eukaryota; Metazoa; Chordata; Actinopteri; Salmoniformes; Salmonidae.